AUGACCCCGUUGAUAUCCCCAUCCAUGGAUGGAGUCCAUGCCAGAUCCUUGAUCAACCUCGUAAGCGACGGGGCUUGUAGCGUGCUUCAUCGACAACGGUUUUGUUUUUUUUUUUCCCCUUAUGUUUUGGUUCCCCUUCUUCCCUGCUUGCGUUUCUUCCUGGCCAAUUUCUAUGGCAGGACUUGGAUAGGACAAAGCGUACUCCGUACCCCGGAGGGCUGGGCUGUUACUGUACGGAGUAACUUUUGCGUUGUUCGCCUUCCCCCUUUUCUUUUUUUUUUUAUAUAUGCGUGGCAGCCACCACCUCUGAACUCCUCUGUACCUGGAGAACGACAACGGGCCUUGGUAACAUCUGAUUCAGGAACCCCUUAG
Trichophyton rubrum CBS 118892 is the source of this 372-nucleotide messenger RNA. RefSeq lists its product as uncharacterized. The transcript has a single exon. The coding region runs from base 1 to 372 and encodes 123 amino acids. The record is from RefSeq and is a predicted model, not a curated record. NCBI's taxonomy places the organism in Eukaryota, Fungi, Ascomycota, Eurotiomycetes, Onygenales, Arthrodermataceae.